Molecule: messenger RNA, 2645 nt
Organism: Symbiodinium sp. CCMP2456
Lineage: Eukaryota; Dinophyceae; Suessiales; Symbiodiniaceae
Source: the annotation of a GenBank genome assembly
GUACCAACUCCCUCAGCAAGAUCGCCACCUCCCAGUUGGGACUUCCAAGCCUUCGGUCCCCCUGCAGCCCGGGAGCCUCGCCGAUGGGCACGCCCAAGGGAGGAGCCCGCAGGUUAUCUUGCGACUACGAGGACGCCUGCGCGAAGAUGGGCCUGCUGCCGAAGUAUUCUCGUGCAGUACAGGAGCGUCGUGAGAGCAAUCUCUUGGACUUGAGUGGCCUCGGCUUCGGAGACCUGCAGCUGCAGGCUUUGCUCAAAGACCGGCUGCUGCUGCCCCUGCAAAGCGUCUCCCGGUUUCGGCUGCGCGACCUGCGGCUCAGCGGUGGGGGCUUCGAGGCAUUUAUGGCGAAGCUGCCGGACCACACCGAGAUGUUGGACCUUUCGCGCAACGAGGGUGGGCCACGGGGAGCCACGGCAGUCGCAGCAAAGCUGCAGCUUGGGUUGCCACAGCUGCGGUGGCUCGACCUGUCUUUGACUGGGCUCAAGGAUGCUGCCGUGACCUGCUUAGCCAGCAGCUUGCUGUGCUGCCCCUUGCUGGUUCGACUGGAGUUGAACCACAAUCAGAUUGCAGAAGGCCAUGCCUUGGGUCAGCUGCUGGGCAAGCAUCCAAGGCUUGCCCGGCUCGCGCUGCACGGCAACUCCCUCUGUGGCCACGCGGGGGCCGCACUGUUCAAUGGUGUCAAGCAGAAUGCCAGCAAAGGUGGGCAGAUCGCAGACCUGGAUUUAGCAUGGAAUCACCUCGGUGAUGCCGGCGCUGUCUCUGGGGCGGAGGCGCUGGCCGAGGCGUUGCGGGUGUCUGUGACCCUCUAUCACCUGGACCUGAGCUACAACAACCUGGGAGCUGCCAGUUGCCAGGUCAUUGCGCAGGGCCUGCGUGACAAUCAUCACCUCUAUGGGCUGCACAUUGUGGGGAAUGCCGCCACCAUCGAUGCCGAUGGUUUCGUGAGCCCCAACCACGAGGCGGUCCCAACGCAAAAGAUGAUCCCCUUGCCACGAGGACGCAAGGCGCAGCCGCAGCUCUUCGGGGAGCUUCGACAGGGGAACGAGGAUCGACUUGGUGCCUCUGCCAGGCCCAGCACAGCAGAGGCACAAGGACAGCAGGACGUGGGGACGUGCGUUUGGUCGGACGAGGACGUGCUACGUGAGCGUGACGUUCUGGAGCAGCAAACGACAUGCUGGGCCUGCGAAGGGUGGGAGCGACAUGAGCUGGUUUGGAUGCCGGCAGAAGGUGACCCGAUUCCAAAGGCCGUGUGGGCCUUCACGUCCAUUGACGGCUUCCGUGCCGGCUUGAGAUUGAAAGAGGAGAAGAAGAACGGAGAGCGGCAGACCGGAAACCGGUUCGUGGCCGCCCGGAUGAUUCCCAGGAGCUGCAGAGUGCUGGUCAUUUUCCAGGUGGACAGUGCUCUGAGACUUCCUGCCGGGUGUGAGAUCGAAGACCUCGCCACGCCCAUCGAGAUCGAGCUCCGCGCCUGCGAGGAGCUUCCGAUCUUGGCCCCACCUCCGGAUCAGGAGGUGGUGGUCCAAGAAAGCCGGCACGUGGGCAAAGCUUUGGAACAUCGGCUUGUGCUGAGGACCCCCAGAGCGGCCUUGCUGCGCUCUGCGCUGAGCGCUCUGGGGACGGGCUGCGCCCAGCGCAGUGUCCUCCUUGAUGGCCCGGAAGGAACCGGACCAGUGCAGAUGCCACGCAUCACAGAAACCGAGUUUCGCAUGAGAACGAAGCUCCCGCGCGGCCCGGCCUUCUACGUGUCCUUCCGCCGGGAGUCUGAGAAAGUCGUUCAGGAGUGCUUCCUGCUCGACUGGUCAAGGGCCAAAGUCGCCCGGUUGGUGAGCAAAGAUCCGGACCGGCAAGACACGCAGCAGUUGCUCGCAUCGAACUACCGGAAGCUCGUUGCUUUGUACCGCGACCUCUCCUGCGUCGGGACAACUGGGGAGACUGGCUUUGGCGUGACGCAGCUGGAGGCCUCUGCGCUGCUUACCCAAGCCGGUCUCGUCGACGAGACCACCAGGGUGUCGGACAUAGACCGGUGCUUCAUUGCAGCCAAGGUGUUGCCAGUGGACAUGCGCAAGGCAGGUGUGCGGCUUGCAAAUGACAAGGUACUCAAUCGCCAUCAAUUUCUGGAGUUACUUCUGAGAGUGGCCGAUCAGCGCUACGUGCAGACAGGCCGUGUGAAGAGCGUCUCGGAGGCCCUGUCACAGGUUUUGGAGCCGUUGCUCCCUGUCGGACAGGCCAGGGUGGCCGAAGUGGAUGCCAUCCUUGACGCUCUUCACACCGAGGAGGUAGAUGAUGUGAUGAAGAAGUACCACGCCACGCUGCAGGAGGUUUAUCGUCGAUUCAGUGGCCGCGUCACGCCCCCCGGCGUCGCAAAGUUCAUGUCCUUCGGUGAGUUCCAGGAUCUCUUGGAGUCCUCGCACUCGCUGACGGCAGAGUUUACGCAGAGGAGAAUCGGCUUCGCCUUUCGCCUAGCAAUGAUGACUCAGCCUGAAGAAAUGCUGAAAACCCGCUUCCAGGAGAUGAACUUCGUGGAGUUCCAGCAUGCGGUGGGUGUCGCUGCUUUCCUUCGCCAAUCGGCGAGCGGCCAGGCCGCCUCGCCGGAUGGAGUGGAGGGAUUUAUCCGCGAGAAGCUGGUGCCCAUGGCUCGUCGCUGA